AUGACUUUGUCCACCAGAAUCUACAUUCAACGUCCCCCAGACCCACCCGCAGAAACCACGCACACAUUGGUGUCAACCUCUCCUGCUAAUCACUUUGUCGAUUGCAGAAUUCACAAGGAAAGACUCCCCCAUGUCCAAAAGGGAAAGGAGCCUGAAGACUUCGAGGAGGUAUUUGACUGGGUUAUGACCGGAAUUGAAGUGCCAAUCGAAGGAACGAACAAAAUUCAUUUCAAGCACGAUAUCAACCUGAAGGAGGUUGUGGAAUCGGUGAAAACUGGAAAGCCUAUUGGAGAAUGUAAGGAUGAGGAGGAUAUCGGAGAAUUUGCACCCGUAGAAGGAAGUGAGGAUCGUCAAGAGACGGGUAUUCUGACUCAUCCGAAGACUGGGAAGCUUAAUCCUUACAUUGAAAUUUGGCGCUCGUUGGAUCCAAGCGAGUACACGCCUGAUCAUGAAGCGAGGGAGAAGGAAGGUGAAGUGAGAUGCGUUGUUUUAGACGUUAUUCUGGAAGAAAAGAAAGGUAAGUUAGUCAGACUCGGCAACUGGGUGCAAGGGGUGAUCUACUCAGAUAACGAGAGAGUACACCGCUUGAGCAUCUUGAGAAGCUUUUACAACAAGCAAACUGAGAAAUGGGAACCACAAAUCAAAUAUGGACUUUUGGAGUUUCCAGACGUCUUUGAUCAAGAAUUGGGUGAGGAAUUCACUGCUGCCGGGAUCACUUGGAAGUGCGUGGAAAGUGUGGCACCUGUCAAUUGA
Messenger RNA from Candidozyma auris, 753 nucleotides. RefSeq lists its product as uncharacterized. The record is from RefSeq and is a predicted model, not a curated record. The coding region runs from base 1 to 753 and encodes 250 amino acids. The transcript has a single exon. Lineage: Eukaryota; Fungi; Ascomycota; Pichiomycetes; Serinales; Metschnikowiaceae.